This is a messenger RNA of Oryzias melastigma (Indian medaka), 4987 nucleotides long. RefSeq names its product phosphatidylinositol-4-phosphate 3-kinase catalytic subunit type 2 gamma (gene pik3c2g). Gene Ontology annotation, biological process: phosphatidylinositol-3-phosphate biosynthetic process; cell migration; phosphatidylinositol-mediated signaling. Gene Ontology annotation, cellular component: phosphatidylinositol 3-kinase complex; plasma membrane; cytoplasm. The transcript has 33 exons. Lineage: Eukaryota; Metazoa; Chordata; Actinopteri; Beloniformes; Adrianichthyidae. The record is from RefSeq and is a predicted model, not a curated record. The coding region runs from base 160 to 4230 and encodes 1356 amino acids. Gene Ontology annotation, molecular function: 1-phosphatidylinositol-3-kinase activity; 1-phosphatidylinositol-4-phosphate 3-kinase activity; phosphatidylinositol binding.
GGCGGGAAGGUUAAGUUAGUCCCAGACUGGGCUGUACAGGUCUGACUUGUUCAGCACUGAGAAGUUGCCCUUCAUAGAGACAGGUGCUGUCGUGAGCAGAGCUGUGAUGCGUUCUUGAGAAGAGUGGAGACGCCAGACCAGACGGUUUGCUAUUUUCUCAUGGAUCCCUUCAUGAGACACAAUGGGAACCUGCAGAGACAGAACGCGGCAGAUUUCCCUCCGUCUGAUCCAGACUACCCAGAGGAGGCUUUUUACUAUAACCUGAUGCCUGAAAAUGACGCUAAGCCUCAAGGAGGUUCUUGGAAUAUUGACCAUCAGGAUUAUGGCCCUCCACCAAUUCCACCCAAGGAUACUAGGACUCGCGAUCCCGUGAGAACAGAACCUGCGCCCCCUCCCAUUCCCCCCAGGAAAAGGCCACCACAAAUCCACGACAGGAAGAUGUCUGUGAACACCAUCCCUACACCGCCAAAUAGACUAACACGAUCACACACACAAGUGGAGACUCGAGAUCCGUGGGCCAUCAUCUUAACUAAGUGUCCAGAGGGGAGCACUAAAGAUCUGGCUGUUUUUUGCAGCACAACAUUCCAACUGAAGUCACAGUACAAGCACACAAACUUUGAUCAGAACUCCGGUUUGGUGUGGGGCCGACUUGUGCAAAUCCACCCCUCCCUGCUCCACAAGGUGGAGGUGGAGUUCACCGUAUCCACCGAAGAGGACAACCACCAGCUUCCCCUCCCCACAGAGGCAAACAACCCAGUGCAGCAGCUGAUUGAGGAUUUUUUAGAGCUGGUUGACCUCGACCCCAGAAGAGCCGGGGAAUAUGUUGUGAAGUUUUGCGACUCCGAGGAGUAUCUGAAAAAUGAUGAACUCCUUGCCGUGUACGAGAAAGUACAGAUGUGCCACAAGUUGAAACAGGUGAUCCACCUGCGGAUCAUCCAUGUUAGCAAGCUGAACCGCCAUCUGGUCAGAGAUGCUGAAGACGACAAAGCAGAGUGUCACUUGUAUCCAUUCCUGGGUUCUGUCAAUGUCUACAACAUCUCCAGGCUCAGCAUGCAGGAAGUGCUCAACAACUAUAGCAAAGAAGUGGCAGAGCUCAUAAAAAGUCAGUCUUGGCAGAAUGUCAGUUAUGUGGUGACAAGAGUUCGCACCAUAACGAAUCUGCUGUUUGGACUCACGAGCCAAGAACUGGAGGAAGCCAUUGGUCGACUCAACAGAAUCAACCUCAAAACUUUGAGCAAUGAUGAGAUGUUUGAGUGUCAGUCUGUUGUGGUCAUGCUCCAUGGGGUCCUGCUGAAACUGCUGCAGACGUAUUUUGACAACUUCCAGUCCGACUUUACGGUUCAGAGAAUAAUCAGCAGCCCUCAAACCCGCGACGUGGACAACAACCAAGACAUUCUGCAGUUCAACAUAGUUUCUUUUUAUAAGCUGCACCCCACCUGGCUGAGCUAUGAGAGCUUUUCCCUUUCCUGCGAUUUGAUUUAUGGAGGAGUUUCAGUCUCCGAAACUGCCAUCUCGGAAAAUAUCAGCACUGCUUUGUCAUAUGGAAACAAGAUCAACUGCAACCGAACGAUGGUCUUUCCGGUUCCGAUAAAUCAGCUUCCAUACGAAUGCAUGCUGAGGUUUCGCAUAAAAGGAGCAAAGAAAGGAAAAUCCCUGGAGCUUCUAGCCUGGGUUGUUCUACCUCUGUACAGUCACGGGACUCUUAUAAGAGGAACCGUUCUCCUAAGUAUGUGCACUUUACCCGAGUUGCCUUUCUCUCCAAGUCCUGCACUGUCCGACAUCCACAAACAGGCUGAGGGGGUCAUACUCCAGCUUGAUUUUCCAGAUCAGUACGAGUGGGUUUAUCAGAGACCCGUAGCUCUGCCGGGGUCGAUCAACUUCUCUGAACCUUGCGAUGAAGUUCGAAAGAAAAUGCUGGAGAUUUCAAAGAAGCAUUGCCUCUGCUUUCUGACAAAAAACGAGAAGGCCUUCCUGUGGAGCAAACACCACUUGAGUAACAAAGGAAGCACUUUCCUCCACCUGCUGCUGGGCGGCGUGCCUCAGUGGCAGCCUAAAGACUUGACAGAAAUCUACACGGUGGUCGACAACUGGCCCAUCUACCUCCCUGAAGAGGCUCUUUUCCUGCUCACUGACAGGAUUCCUGAUGGGACCGUUCGAAAAGCUGCCGUUCACUAUUUUGAACAGAUUCCAGAUGGAGAGCUGGAGAUGUUUCUCCCACAGCUAGUUCAGGCUCUGAAGAAUGAGUGGAAGUUGAAUUCCCCUUUGGUGAUGUUGCUGUUGGACAGAUCUCUGAAGAACAUGAGGAUCUGCCAACAGCUCUAUUGGCUCCUGACAGACGCUCAUAAUGACCCAUACUAUCAAAGCUGGUUCAAGAAGAUCCAGGCAGCACUGCGACACUGCUGUGGUCAGGCCAUGAAGAAGGAGCUGGACAAUGAAGCUCAAAUGAUGCAGGUUCUUGUGCACGUGGCUGAGAUGGUGCGGUCCGCUGACAAGACCCAAAGAAAGAGUGUCUUGAACUCAUUAAAGUGGAACAUUGACCAAUUCUUCAAAGGAGGGAUGAGCUGUUGUCUACCAGUGGAUCCUGGGGUUUGUGUGAAAGGAGUCAAUCUGGAUGCCUGUAAGUUCUACAGCUCCAAUGCUGCUCCUUUGGGGAUCUCCUUCAUUUGUAAUGACCCUUUGGCCAAACAACUCAGUGUCAUCUGCAAGACAGGAGAUGACCUGAAUCAAGACAUGCUGGUGCUUCAGAUAGUCCGUGUGAUGGACUCAGUUUGGCUCCAGGAGGGGCUGGAUUUAAAGAUGAUCACUUACAGAUGCAUCUCCACAGGAAAAGCUCAGGGGCUGGUUGAAGUGGUUCCUGAUGCAGUGACGCUGGCCAAGAUUCAUCAGGAGUGGGGUGUGGGCGGAGUGCUUCGGGUUGAUUCCCUGGAGAAAUGGUUUCACAUGUUGAACCGGACUCAAGACGGUUAUGAUGAGGCUGUGAUGAACUUCAUCCACUCGUGUGCUGGGUGGUGUGUAGCCACCUUCAUCCUGGGGAUCUGCGAUCGGCACAACGACAACAUCAUGCUGAAAAGCACCGGACAUAUGUUCCACAUUGACUUUGGCAAAAUCAUGGGCAACGCACAAAAGUUUGGAAGCUUUAAAAGGGACCGAUCCCCUUUCAUCUUCACGUCUGAGAUGCAGCACUUCAUCACCGGCGGUGGGAAGACUCCUCAGCGCUUUCAAAACUUUGUGGAGCUCUGCUGUAGAGCUUAUAACAUAAUCCGAGGGCGCUCGGCGCUAAUACUCAGCAUGCUGGAGCUGAUGCUCCGGGCAGGAAUGCCAGAGCUGAAGGAUUCUAAGGAUUUGGAAUACGUCCAGAACAACCUCAGACCUUAUGACACGGACUUGGAAGCCACUGUCUACUUUACAAAGAAAAUCAAGGAGAGUAUGGAUUCUGUUGCACCAACGGUCAACUUUAUGGCACAUUUAAUGGUUCAACAGAAUAAAAAAAAGUCGGUGGUCCGGGACAACGUCCCUGCUCCUAACAACAACAUCCAGGAGGCUGUCAUUCUGCGCUUCUUUGGCAAAGGAAAGGAUAUGAUUUAUGAGCUGCAGAUAAAAAUUGACGAUGGUUAUCUGACAAGUGAGAAGACAUAUGGGGAUUUUGAGCAGAUCCAUAAAAACAUGGAGAAACACUUCAUAAAAUCACAGCUUCCUAAGUUUCCUGGGGUGUUUCAGAUGUCUUUCACUCCACAAAAGAAGAUGCAUGAGCUGAAUAACUACCUGAAGGUGCUGUUUGAGGGACCAGGCAAAGGGAAUGAGUACGUGUGCAGACUCUUUCUGGAUGGCCCCAAACAACCAAGACCAACGUUACAAGAAGGAGAAACCCCUCAGAUCCAGCUGUACAUCACCUAUGCAGAAAACAAGCUCUCAGUGUUGGUGAAACACCUGAGGAACAUUAGACAAACAAAUGGGUCCAACCCUGACGUCUACGUGGUCACGUGCCUGAAACCCGACCCUCUGGACAGCUCCAAGAGGAAGACCAAGGUGGUCCACGAUAAUGACAACCCCACCUUCAACGAAAUGCUGGUGUACAACCAUGUCCCGCUGCUGUAUGGGAUGGUGCUGGACGUGAAGGUGAAGAAUAGGAAGCAGCAGAGGAACAGGCUUCUUGUUGGAACCACAAUCAAACUCGAGGAGGAACUGCUCGAUGAGGACCGAUGGUUUAUUCUUGAGGAUGGAUCAAAUUGAUCCUGCUGCAUUGUAGGGAUUCUGCCAGCAGGGGGAGCCACCACACUAAACAAACAGUGUAUCUGUUUGUACAAAAGGGCAAAGAAAGUAUUUAAGUUAGCCACCAACUGUGGAAGUUCUCUAUAUUAUAAAGAUGAGAGAGGCCUGACAUUUUCAUCAUAGAUACAAUAAGACAUAAUGAGUUCAAACAGGUGACACUGAUACAGGUAACAAGUGGAGGAUCUUAAACAGAAGGAGCUGGUCUGUUAGUCUUGCUUGUUUACUUAUUUUACUGAGAAAUGUACCAAAUGUGUUAAAAAAAAAUAAGAUUUCAGGCCACUUUCAUCUUUUUAAGUCGGAGAACUUGCACAACUGAUGAAUACCUUUUUUUGCCUCACCCUACAGAAAUAAUUAUGCACUUUACAUAAAAAAUACAAACCUACAAUGUUAUCCUUUGACCUGCAGUUUAGCUUCUGUUAAAAACAGCGAGUCACACAUCUGACAGACUCAAGUGUUUACUUUGUGAAGCUUUUGUUAUUUAAAUGUCUAUCAAAUGUAGAUUUUAUCUGGUGAGAAACGAAGAGAACUUUUAGCUUUUUAUACUUGCACUUUGAUUUGCACUCCUGCUGUAACCUUGAAUAGCAGACAGAUAUUUGAUGUGACAGAUUAGGGAGGAGGUGAUGCUUCUGAGCUGCUUGCAUGCUACCUGCAAAGGUGUGCUUUUCCUUCAGGCUGUGUCAACUGAAGGUCCUUGACCAGUUAAAUUGAAAAAAAAAAA